UAUUCGCUUCUUCCAUCGUCACUGAUGUUAUGGCGGACUACAACAAGCACAGCAGCAAGCGGCUCUCCGAUGAUGGAGCAGGACCGGAGGAGAAGGAAGGCAGUGUGAAAACUAAGACUGUCUCUUCCAGCACUGGAGGAGGGGGGAAACGCUCGGCCCAGGAGGUCAGCCCUGGCCCGGGGAAGGUGUCCACCUCCAGCCACCCGGUACCCCCAGCCCCCAAAGUCUCCAAGAUAGGAUUUGGUCUGAUCAGCCAGCCUAUAAAGAAGCCUGCGCCCAUCUCCAUCAAGCUGGGUGCUAGUAAACCCAAAGAGCCUGUACCUGUACCUGCCAAGAAACCAGCUCUGGCCUCGGUUUUCAAUGUCGACUCUGAUGAUAGUGAGGAGGAGAUGCCUGCAGAAGCCAAGAUGAGGAUGAAGAACAUUGGCAGGGAGACGCCCACGUCAGCAGGCCCCAACUCCUUCAACAAGGGGAAGCAGGGAUUCUCCGACCACCAGAAGCUCUGGGAGAGGAAGCUCAAGUCUCAGACGGACACUGACCAAUAGGGCUCCGCCUCAUUGGUUGUUAGUCACAGUAAGACCAGUAGGGCUCGGCCUUACUGGGUUGCUAAUGACAACAGUCAAACUGCACACCGUGUUUGCUUUUGUGUGGAAUGAUGUCACCUUGAUUGAGUGCUUUUUUCUCUUCGUUUGUCUGUUGACGAUGGUGUAAAAACAAUGUACAUACUGCUAUGUAAUGAUGGUGAGACAUUUGUGCUAUCAAGCAUAUUUUUUGUUUUGUUUUAAACGUGUGUGUGUGUGUGUGUGUGUGUAUGUGUGUGUUAUAUAGCAGACUGGAGUGGGUGUAGUUCAGAGCAAUGAGGAUACAUUUUGGGAAAGGGAACUUCAAGACAACUUAAUAAUAGUUUGACUCAUCUAGGAUAUAUCACUACUUUAUAACAGUCCUAAUAGGGUUUUCAACCCUGGCCUUCCCCUCAGUUAUACACUGUCUGUCAUGCCUUUACAGAGUUGAUCCCAGACAGGAACCAUUUCUUCCGUGUCUGAGGUUGACAUGUAGAAAUAUUCAUAUUAGGACAAUAAAACUUACAUUCAAUUCCAAAAUGAAAUGUAUUUUUUAAUGAUAUUUGUGCAACAACAAAAAAAGCAAUUGAACCACAAUGCACAUACCAGUGUAUCAUAUACAUUCUUCAAAUGCAUAAAUAAUGUAAAGCCUCAAUGACAAUCUUGAUGAUGUUACUGGGUAUAAGAAGAGGAGCGGAGGACAGUAAUUAUCAAAGAUGGUUAUAACUAAACCAAGAUAGACCACACCCUGUCGUUUCAAAGGGGGAAUGAAUGAGCCGUAGUGGGCAGAACAAGUGGAUGCUUCACAUUUAUACACCCGGUGAAAUAUCGGUCUCAUUGUUCUAUCUGUGGUAUUAUAUUCUUUCAAAAUGGAAA
Oncorhynchus masou masou (cherry salmon) is the source of this 1436-nucleotide messenger RNA. RefSeq names its product PEST proteolytic signal-containing nuclear protein-like. Gene Ontology annotation, cellular component: nucleus. The record is from RefSeq and is a predicted model, not a curated record. The coding region runs from base 30 to 545 and encodes 171 amino acids. NCBI's taxonomy places the organism in Eukaryota, Metazoa, Chordata, Actinopteri, Salmoniformes, Salmonidae. Gene Ontology annotation, biological process: proteasome-mediated ubiquitin-dependent protein catabolic process; protein ubiquitination. The transcript has 5 exons.